AUGGCUAAUGAAUCGAGGCCCUGCCCAUGUGAUAUUGGAGACAGGUUUGACUACGGAGGCCACGGGCAGGAGGUGCAAGUUGAGCACAUCAAGGCGUAUGUCUGCAAACCACCUGCUGGCACAGACAAAGCUGUGAUUGUGAUUCAUGAUAUAUUUGGAUGGCAACUCCCAAACACCAGAUACAUGGCUGAUAUGCUUGCAGCUAAUGGAUACGUAGCCAUCUGCCCAGAUUUUUUUGUGGGACAAGAAGCUUGGAAACCUUCUAAUGACUGGGCGUCUUUCGAUGACUGGCUGAAAACCCGAAAUGCUGCCAAAAUAGACAAAGAAGUUGAUGUCAUCCUGAAGUAUCUAAGUGAACAAUGUGGUGCAAAGAAGAUUGGUGUCGUUGGGUUUUGCUGGGGUGGAGCAGCGGUACAACAUCUGAUGCUAAAAAAUCCUCAUUUAAAGACGGGGGUGUCCCUCUAUGGAGUGAUCAAGUUCUUUGAGGACAGAUACAGUUUGCUUCAUCCCACCUUCUUCAUUUUUGCUGAAAAGGAUGAGUACAUCCCGUUGGAGCAGGUCGCCCUACUGGAGCAGAAGCUUAAACAAAACUGUAAAGUUGAUUAUGAAGUUAAAAUAUACCCUGGACAGACACAUGGGUUUGUACAUCGCAGAAGAGAAGAUAUCAAUCCUCAGGAUAAACCUUAUAUUGAGGAAGGAAGACAGGAUAUGAUCAACUGGCUGAAUAAAUAUCUUUAA
This is a messenger RNA of Egretta garzetta (little egret), 738 nucleotides long. It is a transcript of the gene CMBL, whose product is annotated as carboxymethylenebutenolidase homolog. Bases 1 to 738 code for a protein of 245 amino acids. The transcript has 5 exons. Gene Ontology annotation, molecular function: hydrolase activity. The record is from RefSeq and is a predicted model, not a curated record. Lineage: Eukaryota; Metazoa; Chordata; Aves; Pelecaniformes; Ardeidae.